Molecule: messenger RNA, 2090 nt
Organism: Chenopodium quinoa (quinoa)
Lineage: Eukaryota; Viridiplantae; Streptophyta; Magnoliopsida; Caryophyllales; Amaranthaceae
Exons: 3
Coding region: 1584-2000 (138 amino acids)
Source: RefSeq, a predicted model, not a curated record
UACCCUUGGGCACAUAGUUUUAGGUAAGAAAAUAAAAUAGUAUAUAAUUUCUCUGUUUUUUUAUAGUUACAACACUUCUCUUUUCACGCUUGUCGAUGCAUGAUUUCAAUCGUCUUUAAUUGCCAAUAUGUAAAAAUUAUAAACAUUUGAUAUUAAAAUAGUAUUGUAGGGCAAUUUUCAACUAAUCUUAUUAAGCCCUACUGUGGUUCAUGUUUUCAAGCAUGGCGGCGCUUCAAGGAAAAGAAGCUAGAGAUAAAAAAGUCACCAACAAGUUUUAGGAACUUGUGAACCGUUCACGGGUAUGAAGGCUAUACCCCAUUCACAAUCACGGAGAUUGCUAACUCCAUAGAGGUCCGGAACCAUACUAGUAGAAAAACGCAAAUUGGUGGCCAUAAAUGGGAAGCGGUUAAUGAAAUCCGCCGCCCAAAAACCCACCUUAGCUAAAAAAAAAUAGGGUUUUUCUAAACUAUGUCCCUAAGGUAGUUGAAUUUCUAAGGUGUACCCAUGCUUUUUCAAAUUUCUAAGUUGUGCUCCUCAACUCACUACCAUUAAUGAAUGGUACCCUCCUUAGGACUUCCACAUCAGCUAAAGUUAACUAUAAAUUUAAUAAAAAGAUGAUAAAAGGUAAGGAAAUGAUAGGAGAAAGAAAUCUUAGCCAUCGCAACCCUAAUAACGAAAACUGAAGCCACGAAAUCACACUUUCAAUUAACUUUUAAACAACUAAUGAGGAUACAUUUUAGUAUUGAUAAGCACUUGAAGGGCACGGCUUAAAAACUUGAAAAAGCAUGGGUACACCUUAGAAAAACCCAAAAAAAUAAAAAAAUACAAAUGGGUAGCGGUUUGAACCGGAACGCUGCCCAUUAUGUUUUUUUUUGUUUUUAAAAUUUUUAGCUCUUUAAUCCCUCUCUCCUCCCUCUCAAGACUCAGUUCUACCCCUCUGUCUCUCUCCUCCUCUCGAUCUCUCACCUCUAUCUCGUUCUCUCAGCUCUCCUAUCUCGUUCUCUCACUCACUCUCUCGUUCUCUGCUUUCGUUCUCAUUCUCAACAACAACCACUGCCCUCCUUCGAAAAUCGGCGUCAAAACCAAGGACAACCAUCAUCGCCGCCGCCGUCUACUUUUUGAAUCUACUAUAAUGGAGUUUAGGGUUCUUGGGUGCGUCUACUUUGAAUUGUGCGUGCGUCUUCAACAACAACAAAUUCGAAUCAAUUUCGAACCAAAAGUCAUAAAUUCGAAAUUUGCUUCCUCGGGAUUCGCAAUGUUCUAACUCUGUUUCAACUUAACUAGGGGUUUUCAAUUUUUUGAAAUUAUUUUGGAUUUUUUGGUCGAUUUGUUCGAGAAUGUUCACUUUUUGUGUUCCAUGAAUUGGGUUUACAAGAUUUGAGGAAUACCCAGUUCAAAAUUUGAUGGUUUACACUGUUUUUUGAUGCUCAAUUGAUGGAUCAAAACCCUAAAUCUUCAGUUAGAGUUCCAUAAAUCUGAAGUACUGUUGUUAAUUUCGUGCAUUUUGCUUUGAUUUUCUUUGUUUCGGGUGAACCCCACUUCAUUAAUUUGGGCAAUUUUGCUGUCUAACUGAAGCUCGUUGAAUGAAUUUUGAGGUUUCGGUGGCUCAUACUUGUAAUUGUAUGUACUUUUUGUUGCAGCAGAGGCAGCGGAUAUCGAGUUCUGAGAAUCGGCGAAAGAGCAAAGAAAGUGCCAAGAAGAUGAGUUUGGCUGACACACUAACAUUCUAUAAGCAAAACGACACAAUUCAAGGCAUACUUAGCAGGAUCGAUCAACUACCGAUCAACUCAAGCCAUGAUCCUCCCCUUUGCGAACAUCCCGACCUGACCAAUGGUGACACACAGAUGGUUCCUAUGUUGCUGGUCGACGAGAUGACCAAUGCCUUGCGAAACCUGUAUGAUGUAGGGGUGAGGAAGAUUGUUAUUAUGGGAAUUUACCCUCUUUUUAUGCUACUGUGCUACUGUUGGUCUGCUUUGGUGCUGCUAAUGUUCUGUGUUUGAGCUGCUGCUACUUUACUCAUUGUAAUGGUUUUUUCCUGGAUGAAAUUGUAAUAUAACUAGCUUUUAUUAAUAAAAAUAUCUAUGUUUAUA